Molecule: messenger RNA, 2763 nt
Organism: Eimeria necatrix
Lineage: Eukaryota; Apicomplexa; Conoidasida; Eucoccidiorida; Eimeriidae
Exons: 10
Coding region: 1-2763 (920 amino acids)
Biological process (GO): centriole replication
Cellular component (GO): centriole
Source: RefSeq, a predicted model, not a curated record
AUGGAGGCCGGAGCUGCCCUUGCACGCCCUGCAGUGCGAGCAGCACCAGUAACUGCUGCAGCAGCAGCUGCUGCUGCUGAUCGUGUGUACGCUUCGCAGCAGGCGCAGCAGCAACCGCUGCGCAGCCCUUUGCUGCAGCCAAACUCGCUCUACGAGCUGCAGCAGCGUCAGCAACACGAGCAGCAGCAGCAUAGCUCGCUUUCCCCGAAGCUGCCGCUGCAAUGGCACCAGGCCGGCAGCACGGAGCAGCAUCAGCAGCAGCUGCUGCAGCUGCAUCAGCAUCACCAGCAGCUGCACCUGCUGCAGCAACACCAGCAGCAGCACCAGCUGCAGCAGCAGCAGGCGCAACAGCAAGAGCACGACCAGAAUGUCCACGAGGAGCUAGAGCGGUUGCGGCAGCAGGUCGCACUGCAGCAGCUUCAACUGCAGCAGCAGCAGCUAACUCAGCAUCAGCAGCAUCAUCCGCGCUCUCUGCAGCAGCAGCAGCAGGACAGGCAGCACAGAGGCGUGCAUCCGCAGAGACAAGUGGCUACUUUGUCUUUAGCGGGAUGCAGCAGGGGAGGCGCGCUACUGUCUGCGGGUAGCCGCAGUUCUACCGCAGCAGCAGCAGCAGCAGCCGCAGCAGCAGCAGCAGCUUGCGGCUGCGGCGAGAGCUCUGCAUGCCCCUGCAUGGACCCCACGUGGCACCUAAGCCCCUCGCCCGAGACGGCCGCUGUUGCUGCUCCAGCUACAACAGCAGAUGCAGCAGCAGCGGCAGCAGCAGCAGGAGCAGCAUCAGCGGAUCACACAGCAGCUGCAAGAGGGUGGCUGAGCAGCAGCACGCAGCAGCUGAGCAGCAGCUGCUGCUGCUGCAAUGAAGAGCUUAGAGACUUAGGACCUUGCGGCGUGGAGGGCUGCUGGUGUGCUGCUGCUGCUGCUGCUGAGGCAGCGGGGUCAGGGUCGGGUCUACGCGUAGAGCUGAGUGACCCCGAGUGUCCGCCCUUCUUGUUUGGCUGCUGCAUCUCCAGCACGAGUUUUGCUGCGCUGCAGCAGCAGCAGCAGCUUCGAGUGGAUUUCAAAGCCUUUGGAUUCAGAGUGUUGGAUUUGGUGAAGGAAUGCAUUGCAGAGGCUGCAGGAGAGCCGGCGCAGCCAAGGCUUGUUGCGGUGCUUGUUCUGUCUCCAGAGGCUGCUGCUGCACAAGCUGCUGCUGCAGCUGUUACUGGGAUUGCCGGCGCCUCUGGUGUUGCUGCUGCUGCAGCGCCAGCGCUGCCUCCUGGGGAAGGUGCCGCCGUAGCCGCCGACGCACGGCGAGCGGCGGCAGCAACAGCAGCAGCAGCAACAGCAGCAGCAGGAAGGCCCCCCACGGCGGUGCUAAGGCUUAUAGAAACAAAUGCCUUUAGAGAAAUUGUUCAUCUGUAUUUCGACUUGCGGGCAGGCACGACUGCUGAGGUGUACAGACACCUCACCGCCCACCUGCAGUACUUCCAGCAUCACUGUGCCUCGUUUCGCGGAACUGCAGCGGAGCUCCAGCGAGAGAACCGCCAGCUGCUGCUGCUGCUGCAGCAGCAGCAGCAGGAAGCGGAGGCGUCCUUGCUGCAGCUUGCCCAGCAACAGCAGCAACAGCAACAGGAUGCGGCUGCUGCUGCAGAAGAACAGCAACGCCAAAUGCUGCUGCAACAACAGCAACAGCAGCAGCAACAACAGCAGCAGCACGAGGAGCAAUGUCAGCGUCUCACCGAACGACUUCAAAGUGCCCAGCAGCAAGUGCUUCAUUUGGAGGCGACUGCCGCAGGCCAGCAGCAGCAGCUGCAGGCGCUGGAGCAGCAGCUCGUUGAGGCCCGCGCCGCUGCUGCUGCUGCUACCGCUGCAGAAGCAACAGCGCAGCAAACGACUAUACAGCUGCAGCAGCAGCAUCAACACCAUAUCGAAGAAGCGCAGCGGCUGCAGCAGGAAAACAGGCGGCUGCAGCAGCAGCUGGAGGAGGUCACAGCAGCAGCACAGCAAGCCCAGCAGCAGCUCCAGGCGAGCAGCAGCCAGCAGCAGCAGCUGCAGCAGCAGCUGCAGCAGCUUAAAACGGAACACGCCAGCCGCUCUGCUGAAGUUGACCACCUCGUUCGCGAGCUCGAGAAAGGAAAUGCAGUGGUGGCGAAGCUGCAGCAGUCCGUGCGCAGCAGCAAGGCCAAGGCCAAGCAGUGUGCUGCAGAAGCUGCAGCAGCAGCUGCAGCCAAAGAGGAGUUGGAGGCAAAGCUGAAGGCGCUAGAGGAGGUGCAGCAGCAAGAGGAGCAACAGCAACACAAGCUGAAGCAGCAGCAGCAACAACAACAGCAGCAGCAACAAGCGCUGCAUGCGGAGUGCCAGAGCCUCGCGGCCCAGGUACAGAAACUGCAGGCGGAGCUGGAGGCGUCAAAAGAAAUGAAUGCGCGCCUCAACAAGGAACUGACGUCCCGCCAGCUGCAGCUGUACCUUGACCGCUACGCCCUGCCGCAGCAGCAACAGCAGCAGCAGCAACAGCAGCAGCAACAGCAGCAGCAGCAGCAAGCGGAUAAGAAUGCAGCGGGAGAGGCAGCGUCUGCUACCUUUGCUAAUGCUUCCCCUCCAACACCUCUAUCCCCGCGCCAGCAGCAGGUGCUGCCAUCAGUGCAGCAGCAGCUGUUCAUGCGCCAGCAGCAGUUUGCAGGAGCUGCGAUGGCAGCAGCAGCAGCAAUACCAGCAGCGGCAGCAGAGUCCACGGCCAAGCUUCUCGCUGCGCUGCGGCCAAUGCCUUCCCCGGAACGUCGCGUGUAG